Stegodyphus dumicola is the source of this 1104-nucleotide messenger RNA. RefSeq lists its product as uncharacterized. The record is from RefSeq and is a predicted model, not a curated record. Lineage: Eukaryota; Metazoa; Arthropoda; Arachnida; Araneae; Eresidae.
AUGAAGGAUGAUGCUACUUCUAUGCUGGGUUCAUCUAAAGAAAUUGCUAUUAAGAGACUGAAUACAAUUUGGAAUCGUCUUGAUGCUAAUAAGACUAUGGCUAAUUUGUAUAAGGAAUUUAUGAACGAAUAUUUAAGCUUAAAUCACAUGGAACCUGUUAUGCCCGUGGAUAACUGUGACACUUGUUACUACAUUCCCCAUCACGCAGUUUAUCGCCCGGAGAAAACUUCAACUCGAUUAAGAGUUGUUUUCGAUGCAUCGUGUAAAUCAUCCAGUGGCUAUUCGCUAAAUUCAAUUCUAUUGAACGGAGGCACAAUUCAAGAAGAUCUUUUUUCUAUAGUUUCCAGGUUUAGAAAACAUCGCUUUGCCUUUAGUGCCGAUAUUAAGCAGAUGUAUUCACAAAUACUCAUACAUCCAUCGCAAAGAAAUUUACAGAGAAUUGUUUGGAAGCCAAGCCGCGAGGCCCCAGUUCAAGUGUAUAGGUUACGUACGGUUACAUACGGCACUACUAGCGCGCCGUUCUUAGCCAUGAGAACCUUAAAGGCAUUGGCAGCUGACGAACAGGACUAUUUUCCCAGGGCGGCUGCGGUCACAUCUACGGAUUUUUAUAUGGAUGAUAUCCUGACAGGAGGAAAUACUUUAGAAGAAGCAAAGGAGCUUCAGUCUGAAUUAGUACAAAUGCUUCGUCGUGGAGGUAUGGAGCUACAUAAAUGGGUGUCCAAUCAUCCUGAGCUGCUGCUGCAUGAUAUUUCAACACAGGAAUAUUCCUUUGAAUCUCAAGAAAGUGUAGUGAAGACGCUAGGAAUGCUCUGGAAACCGAAGGAUGAUCACUUGACUUUCAAAACAGCUGUGAACAAUCAAGGUAGCUUUACUAAAUGUCAGGUGUUAUCUGAAAUAGCUAAGCUUUUUGAUCCAUUGGGUCUCUUCGGACCCGUAGUAACGAGGGCAAAAAUAUUCAUGCAAAGACUAUGGCUGCUGAAAGUGGACUGGAACGAGGAAUUACCUCCCAAGGAGUUGUGUGAAUGGAAAAAAUUCCUUUCCCAGCUUCAGUUAAUCGAUCAAUUGAAUAUUCCCAGAUAUGUUUUAACUGAACAUUCCCGUUAG